Molecule: messenger RNA, 654 nt
Organism: Engraulis encrasicolus (European anchovy)
Lineage: Eukaryota; Metazoa; Chordata; Actinopteri; Clupeiformes; Engraulidae
Gene: acot13
Product: acyl-CoA thioesterase 13
Exons: 3
Coding region: 106-534 (142 amino acids)
Molecular function (GO): fatty acyl-CoA hydrolase activity
Source: RefSeq, a predicted model, not a curated record
UUUGUCGACUUCCCCACUUCCGGUAGUCCCACUGCGUAAAGGGCACUCCUUUUUUAGAAGUUGACACAUUGGUCCUUGGAGUUGUGCAGAAGAACAGCAAGCGAAAUGGUUUCUCUAUCGUUAAAUUCCAUAAAACAGAUCAUGAAGGCUAUGGUUGACACUCCUGGGUUCGAUCGUGUUUUGAGCAAGGUAGAUGUUCUGUCCGCGAGCCCCGGUAAGGUGGUGUGUGAGAUGAAGGUCGCGGAGGAGCAUACGAAUCGAGGUGGAACCCUUCACGGAGGUCUCACGGCGACCCUGGUCGAUGUCAUCUCCACCACUGCCAUUAUGUACUCCGAGAGAGGAGCACCGGGAGUCAGUGUCGACAUGAAUAUCACGUACAUGAAUGCUGCCAAAGUGGGUGAGGAUGUCCUCAUCACAGCGCAGGUUCUGAAGCAGGGAAGGACCUUGGCUUUCGCCACUGUGGACCUCACCAACAAAGCCACAGGGAAACUCAUAGCUCAAGGGAGGCAUACCAAGCACCUCGGAAGUGGCUGAAUUCAACACAUCUGUGUUGAUUGAGAAUAGGGACACAUUGAAUGCUGUAUUAUUUGUAUGAUGAGUGUAAAUACCGUUUCAACGCUGGCAAAUAAAAGACAAGGGCAUUUCCAAAACGCU